This is a messenger RNA of Trichomycterus rosablanca, 5988 nucleotides long. RefSeq names its product ATP-binding cassette, sub-family C (CFTR/MRP), member 6b, tandem duplicate 2 (gene abcc6b.2). Gene Ontology annotation, biological process: transmembrane transport. The transcript has 31 exons. The coding region runs from base 1 to 4740 and encodes 1579 amino acids. Gene Ontology annotation, cellular component: membrane. Gene Ontology annotation, molecular function: ATP binding; ATP hydrolysis activity; ABC-type transporter activity. NCBI's taxonomy places the organism in Eukaryota, Metazoa, Chordata, Actinopteri, Siluriformes, Trichomycteridae. The record is from RefSeq and is a predicted model, not a curated record.
AUGAACCUGGAGAAGGAACCUGAAGGAACCUGGAGAAGGAACCAGGAGGAGGAACCAGGGGAAGGAACCUGGAGGAGGAACCUGGAAGAGAAACCUGGAGGAGGAACCUGGAGGAGGAACCAGAAAGACAAACAUGGAGAAGGAACCUGGAGGAACCUGGAGAAGGAACCUGGAGGCACCUGCAGUCCCUCCCGGGUUCAUUACUCCGGAUUCUCUCGUCCCAUGAGCUGUAACUGGAGAAGAUUUUGUGAUCUCAUGAUUCCAGACUGGAACAGGACGUGGUACACCUCCAGCCCGGACCUGACGCUCUGUUUCCAGAACACUCUUCUGAUCUGGAUUCCUUCUCUCUACCUGUUGGUCUGCGGUAAUUUUUACCUGGUUUACCUCCGGUCACUUCGGUGUGGGUGCAUCAGGGUCUCCGUUCUCUACUGGGCCAAAACGGUUCUGGGCGUGUCUCUGGCCUGUUUCGGGGUGCUGGAGUUGUUCCAUUUCCUCGUGUACAGGAGCGUAGAGAUCAUUCAUCAUGUGGUUUUCCUCCUGAACCCGGUCGUCCGAAUCCUCAGCAUGGUGUUGGUGAUGUACAUCAUCCACCUGGAGAGAGUGAAGGGACGGCGCUCCUCGCUCUUCCUCUUCCUCUUCUGGAUGUUGGCGGUGAUCUGCUCCCUCGUUCCUCUCCGCAGGAACGUCCAGAACAUCGUAAAUCAGGAUUUCUCCGGAGGUGUGAUGACAUUGGUGGUUUUUUUCAUCCGUUUCUCUCUUCAGCUCGCUCAGCUGAUCCUCUGCUGCUUCGCCGAUCAGCGGCCACACCCGCCACGCCCUGCCCACCAGGAGGAGAACCCGUGUCCUGUGGAACGCGCUUCUUUCUUGUCUAAAGCUCUGUUCUGGUGGUUUGUUGGGCUGGUAUGGAGGGGAUAUCACUCACCCCUGACUGCUGAAGAUCUCUGGUCUCUGAGGGAAGAAGACACGUCCCAGAAGAUCAUGAGUGAUCUGGAGAGAGAGUGGAUCACACAGAGAGCGGCGCUGCAGCAGGAGAGGAGCGUGGAUGGAACCCGAGCUCCGAGCUUCAGGAUCACGCAGCCGACGCCCAUCUUCCAGAAACUGCGCCAGGAACAGGGCGGCGGUUUCCUCCUGCUGCGCGUGCUGGUGAGAACAUUCGGCUCUCACUUCCUGGCGGGAACGUUGUGCCUGAUCGUCCACGACGUGGUCAUGUUCUCCAUCCCUCAGGUGCUCAGGCUCCUGCUGGGCGUGGUGGGAGGCGCGGACGUUCCCCGGUGGAGGGGGUAUUUAUUUGCCGUGGUUUUGUUCUUGCUUUCGUGCCUGCAGUCGCUCUUCAACCAUCAGUACAUGUACAGCUGCUUCACGGUGGGCAUGAGGGUCAAAACCGGCAUCAUGGGUCUGGUCUACAGGAAGUCUCUGGUGAUUAGUAGCGACGCCCGCAGGACAUGUACGGUGGGUGAGAUGGUGAACCUGGCAUCUACCGACACUCAGAAGCUCAUGGACUUUGUGGUUUACUUUAACGCUGUCUGGUUGGCGCCUGUUGAAAUCGGCCUGUGCUUUUUCUUCCUCUGGCAGCAUUUGGGCGCGUCGGCUCUGGCGGGAUUGGCGACCGUUAUUUUCAUCUUCCCUCUGAACGGCCUCAUCGCCAAGAUUCGCAACAAACUCCAGGAGGUCCAGAUGAAGAACAUGGAUGGACGGAUAAAGCUGAUGAACGAGAUCCUGAACGGAAUAAAGAUCCUGAAGUUCUACGCCUGGGAGAAAGCCUUCGAGAGGAAGAUCCUGAACUUCAGGGAGAAGGAGCUGGCUGCCAUGAAGACGUCUCAGAUACUUUAUUCUGUCUCCAUCGCCUCCUUCAACUCCUCCACCUUCCUGGUGGCGUUCACCAUGUUCAGCGUUUACGUGUCCAUUCAUGAGGAAAACGUUCUGGAUGCUGAGAAGAUCUUCGUUUCCAUGGCGCUCAUCAACAUCCUAAAAACGCCCCUGAGUCAACUUCCCUUCUCCAUCAGCACCAUCACGCAGGCCAUCGUGUCUCUCAGACGUCUGGAAAAGUUUCUGUGUCAGGACGAGCUGAGAGAGGACGCCGUGAUCAAAGCUCCUCACAGUCCAGACGCUGACAGUAUCGUGAUAGAGAACGGCUCGUUCAGCUGGAGCAGAGACGGAGCGCCGUGUUUAAAGAGAGUGAACGUGAGAGUUCCUCCCGGCCUGUUGGUGGCGGUGGUGGGUCCCGUCGGCAGCGGAAAGUCAUCGCUGCUCUCUGCCGUGCUGGGAGAGAUGGAGAAGAAGAGCGGAAACGUCACAGUGAGGGGUUCGGUGGCGUACGUUCCCCAGCAGGCGUGGAUCCAGAACGCCACACUGAGGGAGAACAUCGUGUUUGAACAGCAGAAGAACGAGAGCAGCUACCAGAAGGUUCUGGAGGCCUGCGCUCUCCUUCCAGACCUGGAGAUUCUGCCCGGAGGAGACGACACUGAGAUCGGGGAGAAGGGUCUGAACCUGUCCGGUGGGCAGAAGCACCGGGUGAGUUUAGCUCGAGCCGUGUACAGAAAUGCCGACGUUUACCUGCUGGACGACCCGCUGUCCGGCGUCGACACACACGUGGGGCAGCACGUCUUCCACAGCGUCCUCGGUCCUGCAGGAGUUCUCAGGAACAAGACGCGCGUGUUGGUGACGCACGGACUCGGCCUCCUCCCUCACACCGACCUGAUCCUGGUGAUGAAGGACGGACGCAUCACGGAGACGGGGUCUUACAGCGAGCUGCUCACGAGGAGGAACUCCUUCUCCCACCUCCUGAAGACCUUCAGCAACCAGGAGCGCAGGGAGAGAAACAGAGGUACGAGGAUGUCGGCGUCCUGCCUCGGCCUGAACGAUUUCUCCAUCGACCUGUCACAGGAGCAGCUCAUCCGUGGUGACGUGGGCGGCGCCGGGGUCCAGACCGUGGAGGCGGUACCGGACUCAGAACAGGAGCAGGACACUGAGGAACUGUCCAAACUCACCAGGGCUGAUAGAGCUCAUACAGGCCGGGUGAAGCCGGAGGUGUACAUGGAGUAUCUGAGGACCGUCAGCCUGGCCUACGUCGUCCCCAUCGUGGUCCUGUACGCGGUCCAGCAGGCUGCGUCUUUCGGAUACAAUUACUGGCUGCGGCUUUGGGCCGACGCCCACGAGACUGACGGAUCUCGGAGCGACUCCGACGUGACACUCGCCGUGUUCGGAGCGCUCGGCUUCACUCAAGGUUUUACCAUCUUCUGCACCACGGUAGCCAUUUCACUGGGCGGCGUCAUGGCGUCCCGUCAGCUCCACCUGGACCUUCUGCGUAACGUCCUGCGCUCGCACGCGUCUUUCUUCGAGAGCACGCCGAGCGGGAACAUGCUGAACCGCUUCUCCAGGGAGAUGGACGCAAUCGACUGCAUGAUCCCCGACGCCGUCAAGACGACGCUGGGAUACGCCUUCAAACUGCUCGAGGUCUGUGUCGUGGUGCUCGUGGCCACGCCCUUCGCCGGACUCGUCAUCCUUCCCCUGGCGUUCUUCUACACCUUCAUCCAGAGGAUCUACGUGGCCACGUCGUGCCAGCUGCGGCGUCUGGAGGCGGUGAGCCGCUCACCCAUCUACACGCACCUGAACGAGACGGUGCAGGGCGCCAGCGUGAUCCGCUCCUUCGGUGAGCAGACGCGGUUCGUUCUGCAGGCCGACGGCAGAGUGGAUCACAACCAGACGUCCUACUUCCCCAGAUUCGUGGCUACAAGAUGGCUGGCAGUAAAUCUGGAGGUUUUGGGGAAUCUGUUGGUCCUUACUGCUGCCGUCCUCUCCGUAAUGAGAAAAGAAAGUUUAAGCCCUGGACUCGUUGGCCUGGCCGUGUCUCACUCUCUACAGGUGACGGGAAUCCUGAGCUGGAUGGUUCGAGCCUGGACGGACGUGGAGAACAACAUCGUAUCAGUGGAGAGAGUGAAGGAGUACACGGACACGCCCAAAGAGGCAGCGUGGGUAAAACAGAACACACGGCUGAGCUCAGACUGGCCGCGAACCGGCACCAUCCAGUUCCACCAGUACGGAAUGCAGUACCGCCGGGGUCUGGACUGGGCUCUAAAGAACAUCACGUUCAGUAUCGGAGACAGAGAGAAGAUUGGGAUCGUGGGACGGACCGGAGCGGGAAAGUCGUCCCUCACGCUGGGAAUCUUCCGCAUUCUGGAGGCGGUGAGGGGACGAAUCUACAUCGACGGGGUGAACAUCGCCGAGCUCGGCCUGCACGAACUGAGGUCACGCAUCACCAUCAUCCCUCAGGACCCGGUGCUCUUCUCAGGCUCUCUGAGGAUGAACCUGGACCCGUUUGAUGGUUACUCUGACGAGGAGGUGUGGAGAGCUCUGGAACUGGCUCAUCUCAAAAGCUUCGUGUCUGGUCUUCAGGAGAAACUGAACCACGAGUGUUCAGAAGGAGGAGAGAACCUCAGUCUGGGUCAGAGGCAGCUGGUGUGUUUAGCUCGAGCUCUGUUGAGAAAGACGAAGAUUCUGGUUCUGGAUGAAGCCACGGCUGCUGUUGACUUGGAAACGGACGAGCUGAUCCAAUCCACCAUCCGCACUCAGUUCUCCCAGUGUACAGUACUGACCAUCGCCCACCGCCUCAACACCAUCAUGGAUUAUACCAGAGUGAUGGUAAUGGAUGGUGGUUCCAUCACAGAGAUGGACACGCCCACCAACCUCCUCUCACAGCGAGGAUCGUUCUACAGCAUGUGUAGAGAGGCAGGACUGGUCUGAACCACCACCAGCACCAUCAUCAUCAUCAUCAUCAUCAUCAUCAUCAUCACCACCACCACCACCACCACCACCACCACCACCACCACCACCACCACCACCACCACCACCACCACCACAUCAUCAUCAUCAUCAUCAUCAUCAUCAUCAUCAUCAUCAUCAUCAUCAUCAUCAUCAUCAUCAUCAUCAUCAUCAUCAUCAUCAUCAUCAUCAUCAUCAUCAUCUUCAGUGUGGUAAACUCGGAACAAACCAGCAAGGAUGAAAAAUGCUCCAGCGCUGAAGCACCGAGACCGACGGCAGCGUUCAGCUACACACUGAGCUAGCGAGCGCUUCAUUAUCUCAUGGUCAAGAAGGGUCACCGGUACUGUACCACAGGGGUACCGUGCAGUGGAAAAAAGGCGACACACAACACACCUCACAGCUCCACGUUCACAUUUCUGCACCAGACGUGACGUUUAAGGUGAACGGAACGUGCAGAGCUUCUGAAAUGAAGCCGUUCUCGCUCUGUACUAAAGGCCAGUAGAGACAUUUAGAAGGACGUAACGAUGCUCCUCACGAUGCCGAGGAUUUAACGAAGGAGCCGAACUGAGGGGUCAGAAUCACGGUGCCACAAUAAACCUUCUCUGUUCUGUCCUACUGAAAUCUGUCCUUCCCCUCCUCUCACUGUUCCACACGACUGAUCCCCUGCACAUGAAGAAAAGUUCGGAUUAAAGGAACUCGAAAAACUAAACAGGCACAAAUUCCCACAGACGUACUUUAAAGUCUUGUGAGAAGCUUCUCAGAAGUUCUAGCCUAGUGUUUGUUUUUUUAACCCAAACCUUUCCGACGGUGCGUCAGGAUCAGAGCGUUCCUGAUGGAAGUCCACCAAACAGAAUCUCCUGUCCGUCCAGAUCUAGUCAUAUCCGAGUCCCGGAUUUGAACCCGGAUCUCUGUGUCCUCUCUCUUAUGUUUUUGUGUCCUGUCCUGCCUCCUAAUGCACUAAUCCUCCAAUCAUCUUCCUUCCUUCUCUCGCCGUGUCUUAUCCCGUCUGCAGGAACCGAACCCAACAGCACGAGGUUCUAUAGGGACACACCACCUACAAUCAUCUAUACAUUUAUAUAUGUCAUGUAAUGAAACAUAAUCACAAUACAGUGUGUGUGUGUGUGUGUGUGUGUGUGUGUGUGUGUAAGGGGGGGUCCUGCUAUUCUUAAACAUUUCUGCCAGAUUGUGUGUUUAUAAUGUUUACAUCUGUAUAUUUGGGGGUGGGUGGUA